Molecule: messenger RNA, 590 nt
Organism: Sceloporus undulatus (fence lizard)
Lineage: Eukaryota; Metazoa; Chordata; Lepidosauria; Squamata; Phrynosomatidae
Product: radial spoke head 10 homolog B-like
Exons: 2
Source: RefSeq, a predicted model, not a curated record
GUUGCUGGUUCCCUGUUGCAUUGCAUGACAAGCUACAUCUGAAAUCUUGUCAUUUACCCAACCAUUAAAGGUACAGCUGCUCUCUUCUCUUCAGCUUUUAAUCCGGUGAUCCUACAGAAUGGUGCUUUAUUAGCACUAGUCCAGGCCAUGAGAAGAAUUCAUCCCAUGGAACCCAGUUGAUGAGGAUACCACUGUAGCUCUCUGAGAGAUGUAUAAAUAUCAUGCCCCUUUCUCCCCCCAGAAAAGAAGCAGCUGUCCCUCGUCUUGCAGCAAUGGGUAAAGAUAAGAAGACAGACAGCAAAAAGGGAGAGAAGUCUUUGCCUCCGCCGGCGCAUGACGCUGCUCUUGACGCUGGCAGUUCCAUACAGACCAUUCUGCCAGCUGCAAAUCAAGCGGAUGAACAACUGGAAGCUCCCUUGGUUUUCAAGGAAGAACUGAAGAAGCCAGAAGCACUUCCAGUCCCAGAACCCAUUGAGUAUGAGGAGCCUGUCCUCACUCAACUCAUUGUGGAAAGCUAUGAAGGUGAAAAAGUUCAUGGAUUAUAUGAGGGAGAAGGAAUGGCAUGUUUUCAAGGGGGCAAUGUUUUUAAG